GGGAUCAUAUCGAUCGAGCCAUGUGGCAUCACGUACUGGCUCCUCUCAUCAACUCAAAUCCCACUCACACUCUUCUUCACUCUUUGGAUCUGCUUAAGUGACAAUGUUCAAGGCAACCAGUGUUCAGAUCACCAUGUCUCAGUAAAGGACGUAGAAGAUUUGAGAUCAUAUGAUGGAGGAAGAGCAAACAAAUGUAUGUUUCCUGUAAUGGCUCUACUAGCUGGAGUUUUAGGAGGUGUUUUUGGUAUUGGAGGCGGUAUGCUCAUUAGCCCUCUCCUCCUCCAAGUUGGCAUCGCUCCCGAGGUAACUGCAGCGACAUGUUCUUUCAUGGUUCUGUUUUCAUCCACAAUGUCUGCUAUUCAAUACUUGUUACUAGGCAUGGAACAUACCGGAACCGCUUGUUUAUUUGCGAUUUUAUGUUUUGUGGCAUCACUCGUUGGACUAAUGGUGGUUCAAAAGGUAAUAACUCAGUUCGGAAGGGCUUCGAUCAUAGUGUUCUCCGUUGGUAUUGUCAUGGCAUUGAGUAUUGUGUUGAUGACAAGCUAUGGAGCCCUUGACGUUUGGAAUGAUUUUGUCUCUGGUCGUUACAUGGGGUUUAAAUUACCUUGUUGAGACUAACCAAAUAAAGUUUUGGUUAAUAGUCAUAAUAGAUGUGUUUAUCCAUCAUGUUCUAUCAUGAUUUUGUGUUGCUCUUUAUUUUAUUUUUGUAUGAAUUUAAGAAAUAUUCAGAAUGCACAUCUCGUGCAUUCGAAUAUAUGGUCCAAAGAAAAAAGUUGUGUUGUAAUCUUGUAGUCAUGUAGACUGAAAUAAUCAUAUCAAAUUUUAUGCA
Messenger RNA from Raphanus sativus (radish), 829 nucleotides. Its product is annotated as sulfite exporter TauE/SafE family protein 2. NCBI's taxonomy places the organism in Eukaryota, Viridiplantae, Streptophyta, Magnoliopsida, Brassicales, Brassicaceae. Gene Ontology annotation, biological process: protein ubiquitination. Gene Ontology annotation, cellular component: membrane; Cul4A-RING E3 ubiquitin ligase complex. The record is from RefSeq and is a predicted model, not a curated record.